AUGUGCUCCCAGCUGUGGUUCCUGACGGACCGGCGCAUCCGCGAGGACUACCCGCAGGUGCAGAUCCUGCGCGCCCUCCGGCAGCGCUGCUCCGAGCAGGACGUGCGCUUCCGGGCGGUGCUCAUGGACCAGAUCGCCGUCACCGUCGUCGGCGGCCACCUCGGACUCCAGCUGAACCAGAAGGCCCUUACCACCUUCCCGGACGUGGUGCUUGUGCGGGUGUCCACACCCUCAGUGCAGUCGGACAGUGACAUCACUGUCCUGCGACACCUGGAGAAGCUCGGCUGCCGCUUGGUCAACCGCCCACAGAGCAUCUUAAACUGUAUCAACAAAUUCUGGACAUUUCAAGAAUUGGCUGGACAUGGGGUCCCUAUGCCAGACACCUUCUCCUAUGGUGGGCAUGAAGACUUUUCAAAAAUGAUUGAUGAAGCCGAGCCCCUGGGCUAUCCGGUUGUGGUGAAGAGCACGCGAGGCCACCGGGGAAAGGCUGUUUUUCUGGCAAGAGAUAAGCAUCACCUCUCAGACAUCUGCCACCUGAUCCGCCAUGACGUGCCCUACCUGUUCCAGAAGUACGUGAAGGAGUCCCACGGAAAAGACAUCCGGGUGGUGGUGGUCGGGGGCCAGGUGAUAGGCUCCAUGCUUCGCUGCUCCACGGAUGGACGGAUGCAGAGCAACUGCUCCCUGGGUGGUGUGGGCGUCAUGUGCCCGCUGACCGAGCAAGGCAAGCAGUUGGCUAUUCAGGUGUCCAACAUCCUGGGCAUGGACUUCUGUGGCAUCGAUCUCCUCAUCAUGGAUGAUGGCUCCUUUGUGGUGUGCGAGGCCAACGCCAACGUCGGCUUCCUCGCCUUCGACCAGGCGUGCAACUUGGAUGUGGGCGGGAUCAUUGCAGACUAUACCAUGUCCUUGCUGCCCAACCGGCAGACAGGGAAGAUGGCCGUCCUCCCGGGGCUGUCGAGUCCCAGGGAGAAGAACGAGCCGGAUGGCCAUGCUUCAGCUCAGGGAGUUGCCGAGAGCGUCUACGCCAUCACCAAUGGGUCUACCUCCAGCGAGAGUGAGCCUGAACUGGGAGAGAUCCGGGAUUCCUCAGCGAGCACAAUGGGGGCCCCGCCCCCUACGCUGCCGGAGCCUGGCUACAAUAUCAACAACAGGAUCGCUUCGGAAUUAACACUGAAGUGAAUUCUUGCUUUUUGGCAGCAUUUCAACCAAAAUCCUACCGCUUCCCUCGUAGUUUUGAGUGAAUAAAACCUGGACUAAUGUGAUUUCAUUUGCACAGAAACUAGGCAUCCCACCUGGGCACUCAGCAUUCUUUGUCGACGAUGAUCUAAGCGAAUGGCCUGGCUUGUGGUAUCUCUAAAGACACAGAAAAACACUCCCUGAGAACAACACCGCACCUGGUGGGCCGGAGACCCACGUCUGCUGCGAGCACUUGGAUUCCUCCACUGACUUGAAGGCACUGCCGCCGGGCUGCCUGUUAGCGGCACAGCCUGUGAACCCGGAAUGAGUCCUGGAAAUAUGGAGCAGCCUGGAGUCAGUGUCUCAUGCAGUCAAGGUGGACCAGAGCCACAGUGACGUGUUCUUGGCUCAGCGUGGCAGUGAUGCUCGGAGAAUCCCCAGUUCAAAUGCUGCUGGCAUCUGCUGCUGUCAGUCACCACCUUGACCGUACUUCUUCACUCAGGAUAUGGUGUUCUAGGGACCCUGCCCAUUAGCGUCUUCAAUGAAGCCCUUUGUAGAGAGUGAGAUGGAAUGUUCUUUGACGUCACUGAUUGGCAAGUGGCCUGCUUUGAGACUGGGGCUUUCUACAAAUUGCUUUGCCACGCUGCACUGAUAGACCCUGCUUCAGUUCAUGCCGGCUCCAGCAGCUUCUUGCACCUUUGCUGCCUUUGGCCCAGCUGGAGUGCACUGCAGUGAGCCAGUGGCCGCACACUUUCUCUCCUAGGCGUGCACUAGAACCUAACACCACGGACUGUCUUUUCAAUGGACUCUGUUCACUCGUCACCCAGAAGCUAGUGAGUUUUCACCAUAGAGAACUACAGGAAGAUACUCCCCUCCUCUGCCGAAGCUUGUGUCCUGCUUAGCUGUAGGAGGUUUCCUUGUGUGAGGUGGUAGUGCGGGUGUAUUGCGUAGAGAGAGCCAUUGGAAACACACUCCAACCCCCUCGACAUGCUACGCUUAUCCAGGCUCCAGAGACCUGUCCUCACCCACAUUUCCAAACUGGGGAGACUCAGGUAUCAGGAAUUACUUGUUGCACAUUUUGAGGGGCUACCAUAGACAUGACACCAAGUGCUUUUCAUUUUAACUCUUUAGGCAGUAGACGAGACCCUUCCCUCAGGAGAAAGUAUGGAGAUGGACUGUCUUCCCCUGCUUACAUACAGUGUGACUGACAAUGAGCAAGGCUACCUUUUUAACCAAAUACACUAGACCAUAUGCACUCAAGAGUUACCGUAAUUGGAGUUAUUUCCUUGGGAGACCAUGCUCUUGAGCUAUGAUGGUAAUGUGCCAAGAACACUUAGAAUUCCUCUUUGAGGUUAUCUUUUACCUUUGAAGCCAUGAAAAGAAAACAGACCUCACAACUUUGUAGUCAGACAUCACCGUUUCUCCCCAUCACCAUCUGUUGAGGUUGUGCCAAGCUCCAUCACCCAUUGUAUUUAUCAGACUAAUUUUCUAAUACUCUUUGGCUGUUAAAUCCCUUUCAAAAAAUAGAUCUUCCCUUAGAAGUACAAAGAUUUACUGACAUGGAGGAAGCUUACAAGUUCACAGUUUCCAGAGAGGGUUCUAGAAUGUUCUGAGCAAGGUCAACUUCACUGAAAUAAGAAUACAUCUUCCUAAGGUGACUACGUUAAUGGCAACCCGACCCAUUUGGGUGCACAAAAUCCCAUAGCGUUCUGCUGUAGAUGUAAAAUACGCAUCAAGUCAAACUAUCACACUUAGGUAGGAUUUGGCUUUUAAAAUAUUGUAGUUAAAACCAGAUCUCACCAAGUAACAGUUGUACAAUUGAAAAAUGUUUGGUGCCGUGUGAUGGAGAUGUAAUCCUACACAGUUGUAGUCUAAAUGCAGACCAACAUGAGGUGCAUGCCCCUGACCUGUAACCCUACUGAUGUGUCCAGCUGAAAAGUGAGACCACUUCACCUUUAUAUAGGUAAGACACAUACCUUAUCUUCACCACUCAGGGUGGCUUUUGAAGGAUGGUUCUGGGUCAGUUCUUGCUGGACUUGGUCAGAUGCUUUCUGUGUAAACAUCGAAACCAAAUCAUGACCUGGAAGCUGCGCUCACUCAUCUCCACAGUGCAGCCUCAGCCUGCUCUUCCCACUUUAUCUAAAAGAGCGCCAGCAGGGCCCCCUCCUGAGUGGAGCAGCUAGAGCGUGCUUCCAGAUUUCCCUGCCAGGGAGGCCCGUUUUCCAGCUGUGACGUCUGUUGUCAUCGGCAUCAUUGCUCAGAAGUAGCCCGGUGCGGAAGCAGAGAGAGCUGGAUCACAGCUGGGUGGUAGGCCCCCUCCAGGACUGCCCAUGCCCCAGGUGGGUGUGGGCUCUAUGAGCAUCAGCCAGGUGGCCAGGCUGCCCUUGUCGCAGCUGCCACGGGCCUGCUGGAAAGAGCCUGGCCUGGCUGCUUCAGUAGCUGAUUGACCUCGUACAGUCACGUGGAGGCUGUGCUUCCUUUUCUGUUCUUUAGCUAGGGUAAUGCCUAUUCUGGUUACCUGGGGGUGCCUUGAGGGUGAGUUAAUAAGUGAUACUGUGCAUUGUGUGUAGCAGGUGGUAGAACAGUUUCUUAUUCCCAUUCCCUGGAGGGAGUUACGAAAGGGGCCAUGAAUUCUUGGGAUUAGCGCCUGGGAGAGGAGUGGGGCUCUUAAAAGGGAAUGCAGGUUGUCAGAGGUCUGCCUUCCAGCCAGGGCAACUGAAGACCCAAGAGGAGCACGGCUCCUAGUGUAUUCACACAGCCUCUGAAUUACUGUAUGCAACCUGAACCCCUUGACUCUUAUAUACCAACGAACAGAGUCUUCCUUAUGUAACAUAGAUUGCAGUGUCUGUAUAUGGUUUUCCCAUUACCUGGUAGUAGCAUCAUGAAACUGGUCAAAACUUGAAUGCCAAUAGCUCAGUCCCUCAGAAUAUAUAUGAUUCUGCACUUGUCUUCCUGCUAUCUGAUUGGGCAUGGGGUUCCAAAAUGUGGAUUUGGGGCUCCGAGAUCUGAGAGACAGGGUAAGUGGAUUGCAAGCCAUUGUUUUGUCACUACUGUAAAAACGCAUUUCUGCCAGCUAAGGGGAUUGCAUGACAAUGGGGACAAGGUCAAGGGAAAGGGAUGGGGAAAGGCCUGAAGAGCUUUGGGGAAGAAACCAGAAGUUGGGAUCAUUUGGAAUUCUAGCGAAAAAGAGGAAAGAACUGGCUCUUCCAU
Messenger RNA from Lepus europaeus (European hare), 4383 nucleotides. RefSeq names its product ribosomal modification protein rimK like family member A (gene RIMKLA). Gene Ontology annotation, biological process: protein modification process. The transcript is spliced from 5 exons. Gene Ontology annotation, molecular function: ligase activity, forming carbon-nitrogen bonds; ATP binding; metal ion binding. Lineage: Eukaryota; Metazoa; Chordata; Mammalia; Lagomorpha; Leporidae. The record is from RefSeq and is a predicted model, not a curated record. The coding region runs from base 1 to 1176 and encodes 391 amino acids. Gene Ontology annotation, cellular component: cytoplasm.